Dujonia railenensis is the source of this 1767-nucleotide messenger RNA. The record is from the annotation of a GenBank genome assembly. Lineage: Eukaryota; Fungi; Ascomycota; Pichiomycetes; Serinales; Debaryomycetaceae.
AUGUCUAAUUACCAGUUUCCUCCAUCAUCUCCUUUAUUGGGAGGUAUUGAGCAUAACUCCGAGGUAGAUCCCUUCUCUAUUUCGAGCAAGCAUGGGAAGUCUUCGGUUGUUGAGAGAAGAAGCAGAGAACAAUAUCCUACACCUAACCCUUCAUCCACUGCUGGUAGAUCAUCCUCACCAGCUAGAGAGAAUCGUAAUGAUGAGGAAGAAGUUGACCUUGCUGCGAAACCCGCAACAAAGAAAGUUGUCACAUUCCAGUUAGAUCUGGUGGCCAACGAUAAAAGCGCUAGAUUGUUGAAGAAGAAGAAGUCGAAGCAAAACAGCACCAGCACUAGCAUCAGCGGCAGUAGAAAGAGAGUCAGAAUCAACAGGGAUUUCAAUGUAUUGAAUCCAGAUGCAAAUGUGUUAAGAGUGCCACUUAAGGUCGACGGCAAAAAUUCCAUUUUGGUUGGAAGAUCUUCCAAAUUGAGCGACUACUACUUCAAUACUUCUGAUAGAACCAUCUCCAGAACUCACCUUGCUAUUAGCUGCAAAGAUGAUAAAAUUGUCAUCGAAUGCUUGGGAUUCAGUGGAUUCGGAAUGAGAAUCCCCAGAGCCUGUCUAGUCUAUGGUACUGAUAAAUCUAAUGAUUAUAUCUUGAUGGAAGCCAAAAGCCCUAAGGAAUCGCUUUCCUUCCAAGACUUGAAUAGUUUGGGUUUGAAAGUUACUCCACGCACUAUAAGCCUUGACUUGAACCAUACUGAAUUCUUCGUGAACAGAAACGAAAGAGUUACGCUCCCUAUGAUAGACAACAUUUUCAUUCAAGUCAGAGAUAGCGCUAUGUUAUUGAACCCAAAAGACGAUGAGGAAGACGUUACUGACGAUGAGCAACCAGUUUUGUUGAAGGAAAAGCCAAAAAUUGUGUUAGACACCGUGGAAAGUGAACACGCUACCACCGAAGAUAAAGAGUUGGCAAUGAGCUUGGAAAGGGAAAUGGAAUUAGAAUUGGAGAUGGUACAUGACCAUGUGAGCCACAAGGAAGUUCAAAAACUUAAAGAACAGACUGAAACACCAACUAUCUCCAUUUCUUCUACACCUGUGAAACACGCUCAAGAGCUAAACUCGACUCCAAUCAAACAAUUCAAUAUAUCAACUCCUCUCACUCCUGCAAAACUUAACAUAAGAGCCACUUCCGAAGAACCAACACCUACAUAUUCAAAAUUAGAUGAAUCUGAUCUGAAGUUCGAGAUCUACUCUGACAAUGAAGGUGAUAUGAAUAGGGGUCCUUCAACUUCUACACCAAAUACCCCAUUGAGAGACAUAACUAAUGAACAGAUGAGAUUGGAAAAUCAACCAAAACUUUUCAAGAGAAAGAAGUUAAAUUCCAUAGCACCUCCAAAGACAGAAGAAAUCGACCAAUCCUGUAUUGCAGAGUUGAAAAAUAUUUCUGAAAUUAACAAUGUUCUCCUUAACCAUUUGGCAUUCUCAAGGUUAUCGUCCACUCCUGCGUCGUUUUUAAACACUAUCAGCGCUUUAACUUCUAAUUUAUCAUUAAAGCAAAUGAGAGUGAUUUUGCAUAAUAUGAAGCCAAUAGGUGUCAUUUACAGGGAAGGUAAAGAUGCUGCUGGAAAACCGUUAGAAGAAGAGUAUUAUUAUAAACCUGAGGAAGAUGAUGAUACGGAAAGGCCCAAGUUGGUCGCAAGCAUAAAAGGGCAUGGUGGGUUGAGAUCUUGUAGAAGAACUCACAAGCAAUACUAUUGGAAAAAGCCAGCCUCCAAAAAGAAAUAA